AUGCAAGCCACUUCUUUAGCCAUUACUUUAUUCUCUCUUUUCGUUGCUUCUUUCGUCUCCGCUGAUGAAGUAGUCACUACUAAUGGUGAAACUAUUACUUAUGUCGAUGUCACUACCACUCCAGAAGUAACUAAGUCUGCCGUUUCUACAGUUUUAACCACUUCUACACCACGUGUCACUAUUACUGGUUCUCACAAGAAGUCUUCUUCUUCUUCUACAUCUACUAUUAAUACUCUUUCCUCCUCCUUCUCUGUUUCAUCUAAUAUCACUACUUCAACUGUCACUCAAUCACAUCUUACUCAAGAAACCAGAAUCAUAACAAGCUGUUCUUCUUCUUCUACUAUGCCAGGUGUCUCGGCCUUUUCUGACGCUGCUGUUGCUUUAGACAGCAAUAUGAACAGUGUAAUUGGUUUAGUCGUGUUGGCUGGUUUAUCUUUAUUAUAA
Messenger RNA from Arxiozyma heterogenica, 444 nucleotides. It is a transcript of the gene TOS6, whose product is annotated as Tos6p. Lineage: Eukaryota; Fungi; Ascomycota; Saccharomycetes; Saccharomycetales; Saccharomycetaceae. The record is from RefSeq and is a predicted model, not a curated record. The transcript has a single exon. The coding region runs from base 1 to 444 and encodes 147 amino acids.